Molecule: messenger RNA, 5772 nt
Organism: Silurus meridionalis
Lineage: Eukaryota; Metazoa; Chordata; Actinopteri; Siluriformes; Siluridae
Gene: ap2a1
Product: adaptor related protein complex 2 subunit alpha 1
Exons: 21
Coding region: 677-3640 (987 amino acids)
Biological process (GO): clathrin-dependent endocytosis; intracellular protein transport
Cellular component (GO): membrane coat; AP-2 adaptor complex
Molecular function (GO): clathrin-cargo adaptor activity
Source: RefSeq, a predicted model, not a curated record
AAUGGGCGGGGUUUAUUGAAGGAAGCGCUUAGAGAAGCCUUUGGCUGAAGGAAAGGAGAGAAAAAAAACAUUUUCCGUUCCGUGUCCGUCCUGUCACGCGCCCGCUCCGGUUGUGUUGAACGAACGAAAAGGCCCGGAACCCGGCAAAGAUCCGUAACCCGAAUCUCGCGGACAGAGAGCAGACUGCGGCCUGGGGGGUGUAGCCUGUCCUGACCGUCUUAUAGCACUAGCAUUAGCUGUUCGGCUAGCUGACUCACAGAGAGCAGGAAAAAAAAAAGCCCGGACACCGAGUUCGGUUGAACCGUGUCGCGUUUCAGCCUUACAGCCGCCUUUGGACCGCCGUGAUCCAGCGGACCGGCCAGCGGCGGAGCCGCACUGACCCGGGAUUCGUUCCGCGCGUUGAAUGAGUUUCUCUGGAGAGGAAACGAGCGGCGAGCCCGUGACCUCGAUCUAAACCGCCUCAGAUACACACUUCAGCGGAUCUCCGCCGGACCGAGCCGCUUAGCAGCAGCGUUAGCCAGCUAGCACUAACAUCACCUCACAACCACUACAUCCGAGCUUUAGCUUCUGGGUUAAACCCGCUAUCGGGCUGGUACCGGUCCGGACACGGUACCGUGUGGGAGACAAUCCUUUAUCCGACUGUUAGACAGAGAGACCGCGGGACACACACGGGAAGAUGCCGGCCGUGUCGAAGGGAGACGGGAUGCGGGGGUUAGCGGUGUUCAUCUCCGACAUCAGGAACUGUAAAAGUAAGGAGGCUGAGAUCAAGCGCAUCAACAAAGAGCUGGCCAACAUCCGCUCCAAGUUUAAAGGAGACAAAGCUCUGGAUGGAUACAGUAAGAAGAAGUAUGUGUGUAAGCUGCUCUUCAUCUUCCUGCUGGGACACGACAUCGACUUCGGCCACAUGGAGGCUGUGAACCUGCUCAGCUCCAACAAGUACACCGAGAAACAGAUUGGUUAUCUGUUCAUCUCGGUGUUGGUGAACAGUAACAGUGAACUGAUCAGGCUGAUCAAUAACGCUAUAAAGAACGACCUGUCGAGCAGGAACCCCACCUUCAUGUGUCUGGCUCUGCACUGCAUCGCUAACGUGGGCAGCAGGGAGAUGGCCGAGGCCUUCGCUGGAGAGAUUCCACGCAUCCUGGUGGCAGGGGACACGAUGGACAGUGUGAAACAGUCAGCUGCUCUGUGUCUGCUGCGUCUGUAUAAGACGUCUCCGGAUCUGGUGCUGAUGGGAGAGUGGACCUCCAGAGUGGUGCAUCUACUGAACGAUCAGCACAUGGGUGUGGUGACUGCAGCCAUCUCCCUCAUCACCUGCCUCAGCCAGAAAAACCCAGACGAGUUUAAGACAUGUGUGUCCUUGGCCGUGUCCCGUCUCAGCAGGAUCGUGUCCUCGGCGUCCACCGACCUGCAGGACUACACCUAUUAUUUCGUCCCUGCUCCCUGGCUGUCCUGUAAGCUACUGCGUCUCCUGCAGUGCUACCCUCCUCCUGAGGAUGGCGCUGUAAAAGGCCGUUUGGUGGAGUGUCUAGAGACGAUUCUUAACAAAGCCCAGGAACCUCCAAAGUCCAAGAAGGUGCAGCACUCCAAUGCCAAGAACGCCAUCCUGUUCGAGGCUAUCGCUCUCAUCAUUCACUAUGACAGUGAGCCGAACCUGCUGGUGCGUGCGUGUAAUCAGCUCGGUCAGUUCCUGCAGCACAGAGAGACUAACCUGCGCUACCUGGCCCUCGAGAGCAUGUGUACACUCGCCAGCUCCGAGUUCUCCCACGAGGCCGUCAAAACACACAUCGAGACGGUCAUCAACGCUCUCAAGACGGAGCGUGACGUCAGCGUACGUCAGAGGGCUGCAGAUCUGCUGUACGCGAUGUGCGACCGCAGUAACGCUAAGCAGAUCGUAGCCGAGAUGCUGAGUUACCUGGAGACAGCGGACUAUUCCAUCCGCGAGGAGAUGGUGCUGAAGGUGGCCAUUCUGGCUGAGAAGUACGCAGUGGACUACUCCUGGUACGUGGACACCAUCCUCAACCUGAUCCGCAUCGCCGGCGACUACGUGAGCGAGGAGGUCUGGUACCGCGUCAUCCAGAUCGUCAUCAACCGCGACGACGUGCAGGGCUACGCCGCUAAGACCGUGUUCGAGGCCCUACAGGCUCCAGCGUGUCAUGAGAACAUGGUGAAGGUCGGGGGUUACAUCCUCGGGGAGUUUGGGAACCUUAUUGCUGGAGAUCCUCGUUCCAGUCCGCUGGUUCAGUUUAAUCUGCUCCACUCGAAGUUCCACCUGUGUUCGGUUCCUACUCGUGCUCUUCUCCUCUCAGCUUACAUUAAGUUCAUUAAUCUGUUCCCUGAGACGAAGAGCACCAUCCAGGAGGUUCUGCGCUGCGACAGUCAGAUCAGGAACAGUGACGUGGAGCUCCAGCAGAGAGCCGUGGAGUAUCUCAAACUCUCCUCCAUUGCCAGCACUGAUGUUCUGGCCACAGUGCUGGAGGAGAUGCCCCCGUUCCCUGAGAGAGAGUCCUCCAUCUUGGCCAAGCUGAAGAAGAAGAAGGGUCCGGGUGCGGUUUCUGGCACAGAGCUGGAGGACGGAAAGAGAGAGGGAGGAGAGCUGAACGGGGGAGGAGGAGAGCGGCCUGGAGAUGGAUCUGCCAUCGCAGCAUCCAAUGCAUCCACUCCGUCUCCUUCAGCCGAUCUCCUCGGUCUGCGCUCCGCUGCCCCCGUAAGUGUGGCCCCGCCCAGUGCAGGCAGCCUAUUGGUGGAUGUGUUCUCGGAGGCGGGGCCUGCUGCUCCGGCCGCUGUGGUCAGUGAGGAUGGUUUCCUCAGAGAUCUGGAACCCCCUACUGAGAGCUCUGACUCCUAUUUGGCUGAGGGUCCUGGGGACUCUGACUCUGCUCCUCCUUCUGUGGCCUCUGAAGAUCCCACUCCUCCUCUACCUGAGUCAGACGAGCUGCUUAACAAGUUUGUGUGUAAGAAUAAUGGGGUACUGUUUGAGAAUCAGCUCCUUCAGAUUGGUAUUAAAUCAGAAUAUCGCCAGAACCUCGGGAGAAUGUACUUGUUCUAUGGCAAUAAGACAUCAGUGCAGUUUAUAGGCUUCACAACCACUGUUAGCUGCCCAGGAGAACUUCAGUCUCAGCUGAAUGUUCAGCUGAAGCCUGUGGAUCCUCUGGUGGAAGGUGGAGCUCAGGUGCAGCAGGUCAUCAACAUUGAGUGUCUGAGUGACUUCUCUGAUGCACCACUUCUCAACAUCAAGUUCAGGUAUGGUGGAGCUCUGCAGAACCUCACACUCAAACUCCCCGUCACCAUCAACAAGUUCUUCCAGCCCACUGAGAUGGCCUCACACGACUUCUUUCAGCGCUGGAAACAACUCAGCCAGCCCCAGCAGGAAGCACAGAGAAUCUUUAAGGCAAACCACCCCAUGGACACAGAAGUGCUCAAAGCCAAGUUGUUGGGAUUAGGUACAGCUCUCCUGGAGAACGUGGACCCGAACCCUGAGAACUUUGUGUGUGCUGGAGUGGUUCAGACCAAGGCACAGCAGGUGGGGUGUCUCCUGAGACUCGAACCCAACGCACAGGCUCAGAUGUACCGGUUGACUCUGCGCAGCAGUAAGGACACCGUCGCUAAGCGUCUGUGCGAGUUGCUGGCGGAACAGUUCUAGAACGCGGCUUCUAGAACCAGUGCGUAGACCAUCACGUUCUCGAACCAGAGCAGACCAGCGUCCCUCCUCCACCUUCUCCUCCUCUUCCUUCUCUUUCUUCUCCACCUCCUCCACCCGGAACAUUCUCCGUUCAUACAGAAGGGAAAGCAACUGCCUGAUCACGGCGGCCAUGAUUACUGUCCUCAUCCUGCUUAUUAUUCUAUAUCAUCAUCAUCAUCAUCAUCAGUGCUACCGUUCCUGUUUUUAAUCGGUGUUUACCUGCCUCUGUGCGCGCGUGCGUGUGCGCGUUGUAAUGAGUGAAAUGAAAGUGUGACCAAUAGAGAGAGAGAUGGAGACAUGCUUUCCAUUUUCUCUGCUCUGUGUGUGUGUGUGUGUGUGUGUGUGUGUGUGUGUGUGUGUGUGUGUGUGAGAGAGAGAGAUCAGCAACAUUUCAACCUAUAAACAUUCCUGAGACGUAUUGUUGGGACACGCGUAUACACACACACACACACACACACACACACACACACACACCUGCUGCACAUGCAUGUUUUUGUUGGAACAUUCCAUGUCGAGUUAGAGGGGUAGUGAGAUGUGAGAGAAAUAAAACACUGCAGUAUGAAGACACUAAAUUGAGAGCACUUCCAGAGUAAAGGCAUUAGUGUGUGUGUGGGGGGGGGGGGAAGAUGAGACGUCUCUGAUCUCACUUACUUCUCACGAUUCCAUACUUGAUUAGAAUCACCUUUAAUGAAGUCUUUGUGUAUUUAAAAGCAGAAAUGUAAAGCGAUCGCUUGGUGACAUUACAUCAUUUCUCUUCGUUUUGAUGGUUGUGUUGCCUGGGUUUCAGGCAUUCCAUUAGAGGUGUGUGUGUGUGUGUGUGUGUGUGUGUGUGUGUGUGUGUGUGUGAGUGAAGGAUCAUGCAGGAGAAGACGAAUAAACACAGAGCAGAGUAAGAGCAGGUUCUCCUGAGCACUGAGGCUCUGCUUACAGAAAUGAUGUUUUCUAUUUGUUUGUCAGCUGAAGGAGAUCCUGAGCUGUAAUGACUGAAUAACAGGGGAAAGAGAGAGAGAGAGAGAGAGAGAGAAUAAGUGAGUCCUCCAGCACUCGUUCCUCACACACUGUACUCAGGUCAGUGUCUCUGAAGUUACACUACACUGAGGCACUGAGUGUCACAGCUCUGGGAUCAGGUCUGACCACACAUCCAAUUCUCCGUCACGUGUGUGAGAGAGCGAGUGGGUUUACACUGCCAUCAGAGGGACAAAGGUUUCACAGGAGCUCUCAAACACGGCUCCACAAAACACAGCUCCACAAAACACUACACAGAUCAUCUGCAGAUACGUUACUGUAACAGCACUUAUCUCUGAACACUAGUGGCUGAAGUUCAGGACUCACACACACACACACACACACAACAAGGCAGAACUCUGUCUCUCCACUCUAUUUCGUGUGUGUGUGUGUUGCAGCUCAGCAGUAAUUUUUUUUGGACUGCACUGAAAACAACAGAAAUUUCACUGCUAAUUGAAAUGUACCUGCUGCUCAUCAACUCAAUUUGCAGAGUAAAAUUCGAAGCUGAAGCUCCACAGGAACAGCAUCAGGCUUCAGACCAGAACAUCUUCCUAAAUCUGUUCUCAAAAGUAGUUCAGCUUUUUUUUACUCUUUACCUGAAUCUCUACGCCAUCAGACUCUUGGCUCCUGUAACAGUGAAGGAAUAGCAGAUAAAAUCUCGCACACACACACACACACACACACACACACACACAGAGUGGAGAAAGAUUAGAGACCUAUCAGAUUAAAGCAGCUGUCAGUCACAGGAACAGUACUGUGUGUGUGUGUGUGUGUGUGUGUGUGUGUGUGUGUAAGAAAGGAUUUAUUGGAGAUUUAUGAGACAUUGGUGUCGUUAGUUAAAUGAAGUCACUGCUCUCCUUUACUGCACUUCUGCCGUGACGUAAUGAUGGGACUUUGUCAUUGUAGUGUAGAAUCAUGUCAUAAUGUGUGUGCGUGCGUGCGUGAGUGUGUGUUUGGUGUGUGUCUUUGCAGUAUCCGCUAGCUAAUGCAGCCCCAGUGUAUCGGUGUUGAACCUGUCAGAUACCUGUGUUAGAUAAAAUUUACUCUGUACUGAAUAAUGUGAAAGUAAAACUAUGCCAUAUACUCAA